GAACGGCGCUUAGAGAUAUACUCUCACACGUCACUCGGGAACGGUAUCUCUAUGGUCGAAAGAGAACCGACAGUCGUCUCUUGGAAACUCCUACGGUCUGCACGCGACUCCUCCGCGAUCAUCAUCCUCUCUGUGAUCCCUUCCCUCGAUCGUAUUUUUUCCUCUUAUCUAUCGUUCUACCGUAUUCUAUUCGACUGAUAGAGGAUCUUAGUCACGUGUUGUUAUUCAGUUCGUUCAAAGGAUCGAAGGAUCUCUCUGUCUCCGUUUCUCUUUUUCUUUCUCUAUCUCUCUCUUGUCUCUUUUUCUUUUUCUUUUUCUCUGUCAUUCAGUUAUAACAGUUACUCGAGAUGGUGAAUUUAAAAGGAGCGAUUGGGGCGAACGAGUUAACCGACAAACAGUCCGGUCUUUACCGAGCUUUACUUGCAGAAUUUCUUGGUACAAUGCUGUUAAAUUUCUUCGGUUGUGGAUCGGUCGUAACGAAAAAUGUUGUGGCGAUAAGUCUUGCAUUUGGUUUGACCGUGGCUGCAGCAAUACAAUCGAUAGGGCACGUUUCCGGUGGUCACGUCAAUCCUGCUGUUACGUUUGGUUUAAUGAUCAUCGGAAAGAUACCGAUAGUUCGUGGAAUCCUUUACGUUUUAGCUCAAAGUGCAGGUGCUAUUGCUGGCUCAGCCGUAUUAAGGGCACUUUCAGCUGAAAGUAUGGAGGUCAGUCUCGGCGUGGUAUCCCUUGCAGAUGGGGUUACACCAGUUCAAGGUCUGGGAAUUGAAUUUUUUCUGGCAUUGAUACUGGUUAUGGUAGUCUGCGGUGCUUGCGACGGUGCGAAACCUGACAGUAAAGGAAUAGCACCAUUGCUGAUUGGACUUUCUGUUACCGUCGGACAUUUAGUUGGUGUUCCACGAACAGGUGCUGGAAUGAAUCCAGCUCGAUCAUUAGGAAGUUCUGUUGUUAUGGGUGCAUUCGAUGAUCAUUGGUUAUAUUGGGUUGGUCCUAUUCUGGGCGGACUUGCUGGGGGUUUGAUUUAUACUCAUGCUGUUGGUCCAGCAAAGAAAGAAGAUAUAUCUACGAGGCAAUAUGCGACCGUAGCCAUGGAAGAGAAAGAGCUCCAGAAUCUUACCGGAAGGAAGAACGUCCAUCCCGCUUGAGCAUCACUAAUUUAAUCAACCACUCUCAUGCCAAUUUACUAAGCUCUUCCUUCUUUUUGUUUUUUUAUUAUUUAAUUUUUUUUUUUUUUUUCUUUUAUACUCGCUGCCUUGAAAAACUAUCGACACGAACAAAUGAAGAUAUUGGGUUAACUGGUUAACUGCAUGUAAUAAUAAUCGUACGGAAUGACUCAUUGUGUAUAUAUAUAUUAUACAUAUAUAUAAUCCUUCAAAACUUACGAAUUAAUCGUAUCUAUUUCUUAUCUGACAUUUUGGGAAAAUUGAUAACAAUCGAGAGUUUACUAAUAUAAUAAUUUUGUAGGAAAAGAAGAAAUAAAAAAUCUAAAAAAAAAGAGAACACUUAGACAGGCCAAAGACGAUUAAUUAUAUAAUUAUGAAAUGCAUAUUGACACACUUGCGACAAUUUAGCUUUCACGAAUUAUAAUUUCGUUAAUUGUUAAUUAAUAAUCUCGAAUUAUCGUAUUACGGUUCUGUCCGCACACUCAACGCAUAUCCCAUGCCACGACUUAUCUAACGGCAUUGAUGACAAUCAAAGAAAAGCGAAAAUUAAAAAAAAAAGAAUAAAAAGAUUAAAAAAAAAAAAAAAAAAAGAAAAAUAAGAAAAAGAAAAGAGAGAAAAAAAAAACGAUUUCGCCAAACCAUCUAACAUAAUUAUAUUGUUUAUCCGCUUAUCUUUUUUUACAUUAUCAAAGUAACGUCUCGUAUUUGAUCGCUUACAUUAGGGAAAAAUAAAAAAAUCAAAUACAAUAAAAAAUGAUCAAAAUCCUGAUACGUCCAUUAUUGAAGAAAAAGGAAAAAAGAAAAAAAGAAAAGAGAUAUAUUUAUAAAGUAUAUAUAAUUCCACAUAGUUAUGGUAACAACUAAUUAAUUUCUCAUUAUGUUUUUCGUUAUUAUUCACAAUAAAUGAAAAGAUUUUUUUUCCAUAAUAUAAUAUUAUAUA
Molecule: messenger RNA, 2100 nt
Organism: Vespula pensylvanica (western yellowjacket)
Lineage: Eukaryota; Metazoa; Arthropoda; Insecta; Hymenoptera; Vespidae
Product: aquaporin AQPAn.G
Exons: 5
Coding region: 348-1142 (264 amino acids)
Biological process (GO): transmembrane transport
Cellular component (GO): plasma membrane
Molecular function (GO): water channel activity
Source: RefSeq, a predicted model, not a curated record